UCUUGGUCCUUCCCCUGCUCUUCACAGAUAGAUAGAGUGAUUUGAUAUAUUCGUUUAAGGUAGUUAGCGUUGGAAUCCAGCAACCUAUGGGGCGACUAAUUCAGUCCGAGAAAGAUCUGCAGUGAAGACAACUGCUUCUCUUGGUCCUUCCCCUGCUCUUCACAGAUAGAGUGAUUUGAUAUAUUCGUUUAAGGUAGUUAGCGUUGGAAUCCAGCAACCUAUGGGGCGACUAAUUCAGUCCGAGAAAGAUCUGCAGUGAAGACAACUGCUUCUCUUGGUCCUUCCCCUGCUCUUCACAGAUAGAGUGAUUUGAUAUAUUCGUUUAAGGUAGUUAGCGUUGGAAUCCAGCAACCUAUGGGGCGACUAAUUCAGUCCGAGAAAGAUCUGCAGUGAAGACAACUGCUUCUCUUGGUCCUUCCCCUGCUCUUCACUUACACUGUCCAAAAGAGAAAAUUCCAAAAAAGGUUUCAACCUUUUUCUGCAACCUCCAAAAGCAGCAUCGUGAAGUUUCCUUUCGAAUUUGCCUCUGCUCGACCUUCAUUCGACCUUUUCACUGCUUCCUUUCGAAUUUGCCUCUGUUCGACCUUCAUUCGACCUUUUCACUGCGUUGUUCGAAGGAGAGGAAAAAAUGAGGGCUCUUUUUGUCGUUGUUCCUCUGUUUUUGGCAUGGAAACUGCUUGAUCGCAUCCUCGGUUUUAAGGAAGAAGAUGGUCAUCACCAUCGUCAAAGGAAUGAACCAGAAGCAACGAACCGUUCACAAUCCUUUGACCAGAUCACCCCUGAAAGUGAGCCAAAUUUGAGGAGGACUGCUGGGGGCUCAUCUCAGUCUUCUCAUGUCACAUCUCCUUUCAAAGCAGUCCCUUCCGGUUCUCCAAAACCAUCCCCUUCUGUAUCAAAGCCAUCAACCGCCACUUCUAGUGACCCAUUUGUUUCCCCGGCCAAACCUGCGGCCAUUCCGGCUUACUCGAAUCAGCAUGUGUCAAAGUCAUCUCGAUCUUUGAAUAAGCCGUCUUUACCUCACUUGGUACAUCCUUCUCUUUCGAAAACAUACCUGCCAACUUCAUCUCCUUUCAAAGCAACCCCUUCGGCUACUAAACCAUCCCCUUCUGUAUCAAAAUCUAGCGAUCCAUUUGUUUCGGGGACCAAACCACCACCAACAUCCACUCACUUGAAUCAGAAUGUAGUAAAACUGCCUCGGCCUUCCGAUGAACCAUCUCCAUCUUAUGUGCAUUCUCCUUCUUCGUCAGGAACAACCUCUCAUACCCCAAAAACACGAGAAAGUUCUGCUAAACAAUUCAAGCCAGUCUUAUGUACAGUUUCCCCAGUUUUGCAGAAUCAGCAGAAGGAGACUGUUUAUGUUCAGAAAGAUACUUCCCCUAUUUACAGCAUCCCCAAGGAUAUUGAAGAUUUGAUAAAGCGAGACAUUGUGCCUGGCGUUCUCCAGAAACCACUAUCUCCAUCAACAUAUAGGGAUUAUUUUGCAGCUCUUCUAUAUGCAGAGGACUUCUAUAUGGAGAAAUGGACUAAUUUCAUUCUGAAGGAUGUCACUUUGGAGCUGGAUCAAUUGACUAUUAACAAGAAUAUAGGGGACAAUGAUUUUUGUGGGGAGAAAGUCCGUGUAACUUUUGUCAAAUUCAAGAUGGAAUCCAUACCAGAGCAUCGACCCUUCCUUCUAUCAAGGGAUUUUGUUUUUGCAAAGCCCCUGGACAAGAGCGAUACACAGUUUCAGGGUUUUGUAUAUCGAGUGAAGAAGAGUUCCAUCGUUUUAGCAAAGUUUGGAGAUGAAUUUCACUCCCAGCAUCAUUCAAGCAGCAGAUACAACAUCAGCUUUUCUUUCAAUAGAGUUUGCUUGAAGAGAGCUCAUCAAGCAGUUGAAGCUGCCACCGAUCCUUCAUUCCACAACUUCCUUUUCCCUGAAUGUCCAGUCAGACGUGAUUCGUUUGCCUUGCCAUCUUUCUAUUUUUCAAAUGGCGUGCACUUGGAGCAAAGAUCCGCAAUCCGUCAGAUUCUAGCUCUCAAAGGUUCAGCACCAUUUCUCAUGGAGGGUCCUCUUUGUACCUGGGAUCAAGGCCUAUCAAGGGCUGGCGUAGUGGUUAGGGAAGCUGUGUGGCAAGUAUACCAACGCUCUAAAGAUUCUCGGAUUCUUGUGGCUGCGCCUAUAAAUAAAACGUGCGAUGCUCUGAUGAGAAGCUUGAAGGACAAAAUCCCAGAUUCCGAAAUAUUUCGAGCGAAUGCUGCUUUCCGUAAGAUAGGUGUCGUGCCUGAUGACAUUCUCCCUUCAUGUCUUUAUAAAGAGGAAAGCGAGUGUUUCGCUUGCCCUCAACUCCAGGAACUCCAACAAUUCAAGGUAAUAUUCUCGACUUUUGUGAGUAGCUCCAGGCUACACAAUGAAGGCAUCAACGCAGGACACUUCAGUCAUAUUUUCCUCAUCGAUGCGUCGUCCACUUCUGAGCCAGAGGCGAUGAUUGUGCUAGCUAAUUUGGCCAAUGAGGAUACGACUGUUGUAGUGACUGGUGCGCAAGGAAAGCGCUCAGGGUGGGUGCGAUCCCCAAUUGCUCAGAGGAACGGUCUCCAGAUAUCAUUCUUCGAGAGGCUCAAAGAAUUUACACCGUACAAGAACCUCGACCCUGCAUUCAUCGCCCGAUUGGACCCUAAGCUGGAAUCAGAUGAAACUAACAGCUAUUGAGUAUCAGUUGCUCUUGGAUACGAGCUCUGGUUACUUAAGAAUGCUCUUGAUGUGCUUUGUUUCCUCAUUUCCAUGUUUGAGCUGAGUUGCAUGAGAAAGGGAUACAAAUUACGUAGGUAUCGGUAUGUAUACAAUUUGCCCCUAAUAAAUCAAGCAGUUGGUUUUGGAUAUAUUCCCAAACGAGUGGUUCUAUAUUUUUUGAA
Eucalyptus grandis is the source of this 2889-nucleotide messenger RNA. Its product is annotated as probable RNA helicase SDE3. The record is from RefSeq and is a predicted model, not a curated record. Lineage: Eukaryota; Viridiplantae; Streptophyta; Magnoliopsida; Myrtales; Myrtaceae. The coding region runs from base 629 to 2686 and encodes 685 amino acids. The transcript has 4 exons. Gene Ontology annotation, molecular function: miRNA binding.